This is a messenger RNA of Tachyglossus aculeatus (Australian echidna), 1180 nucleotides long. It is a transcript of the gene GPN2, whose product is annotated as GPN-loop GTPase 2. The coding region runs from base 32 to 961 and encodes 309 amino acids. The transcript is spliced from 5 exons. NCBI's taxonomy places the organism in Eukaryota, Metazoa, Chordata, Mammalia, Monotremata, Tachyglossidae. Gene Ontology annotation, cellular component: cytoplasm. Gene Ontology annotation, molecular function: GTPase activity. The record is from RefSeq and is a predicted model, not a curated record.
CGAGCGGAGGCCCGUCCCGUCGCGGCCCGCCAUGUCGUCGGCCCCGUCCGGUCGCCCCCUGAGGGCGUUCGGGCAGGCGGUGCUGGGGCCCCCGGGCUCGGGCAAGAGCAGCUACUGCGCGCGCGUGCGUGAGGCGCUGGCGGGCCUGGGCCGGCCGGUGUCGGUGGUGAACCUGGACCCGGCCAACGAGGGCCCGCCCUACCCGUGCGCCGUGGACGUGGGCCAGCUGGUGGCCCUGGGCGACGUCAUGGCCGCGCUGGGGCUGGGCCCCAACGGCGGCCUGCUCUACUGCAUGGACUACCUCCGCGACCACCUGCCCUGGCUGCGGGCCCGCCUGGACGCCCUCCCCGGACACUACUUCCUCUUCGACUGCCCGGGACAGGUGGAGCUGGGCACCCACCACGGCGCCCUCAGGGACGUCUUCGCCCGAAUGGCCGGCUGGGGCCUCAGGCUGGCCGCCGUCCACCUGGUGGACUCCCACUACUGCACGGACCCGGCCAAGUUCAUCUCCGUCCUCUGCACCUCGCUGGCCACCAUGCUGCACGUGGAGCUGCCCCACGUCAACCUCCUGUCCAAGAUGGACCUCAUCGAGCAGUACGGGAAGCUGGCCUUUAACCUGGAUUACUACACCGAGGUCCUGGAUCUCUCCUACCUCGUCGACCACUUGGCCUCCGACCCUUUCUUCCGACGUUACCGCCGCCUCAACGAGAAGCUGGUGCAGUUGAUCGAGGACUACAGCCUGGUUUCCUUCAUCCCCCUCAACAUCCAGGACAAGGAGAGCAUCCGGCGGGUCCUGCAGGCCGUGGACAAAGCCAACGGUUACGGCUUUGGGGCCCAGGAGCAGCGCAGCCUGGAAGCCAUGAUGUCCACCGCCAUGGGGGCAGAUUUCCACUUCUCCUCCACGCUGGCCGUCCAGGAGAAAUACCUGCAGCCGCCGGAACGGGAAGACGAGGAGCCGUAGAGGCCGUGGUGGGCCGAACGGAGGCACCGUCUCGGGAGUCCGGAAGGACCGGGACCGGACGGCGGGGUCAGGAGUGUCCGGGGCGGGCGAGGAGCCGGCCGGCCGCCCUCCACGCCCGCACGGCUGCUGGUGGAUCCUCGGGGGGUGGCACCAGCCUUCCGUCCCUCCCCAACUCUCCAUCCCUCCCCCCAAUACACGCUCCUUUCUAUCUGGCCGAAA